Molecule: messenger RNA, 1144 nt
Organism: Gymnodraco acuticeps
Lineage: Eukaryota; Metazoa; Chordata; Actinopteri; Perciformes; Bathydraconidae
Gene: higd2a
Product: HIG1 hypoxia inducible domain family, member 2A
Exons: 2
Coding region: 92-445 (117 amino acids)
Biological process (GO): mitochondrial respirasome assembly
Cellular component (GO): mitochondrion
Source: RefSeq, a predicted model, not a curated record
CGACACUCAUGGCGACACCCCUGACUUUGCGACUUUUAUUGUGAAGUGAAACCGGAAGUGUAGAUCUUUGGUCUGGCAGUCUCAGGUAGACAUGGCGGCGUCUAUAGCUACAGCGGUCCCGGAGAAAUCACCUAAAUCAUCUCCGCCUGAGUUUGUGCCCUUUGACUUUUCUAAGCCCCCGCUUAUCGAUGGCUUCAACCCUUUGGGCAAACUCAAAGAUGAGACGCUAAAAGAAAAGUUACUGAGAAAGACAAAGGAUAACCCCUUCGUCCCGAUAGGCUGUUUGGGAACAGCUGGAGCUCUGAUUUAUGGCCUCCAUGCCUUCAAUCUUGGGAAAACCAAACAGUCCCAGCUGUCGAUGAGAGGGCGAAUCUUCGCCCAAGGCUUCACGGUAGUGGCCCUUGUUUUUGGUAUCUUUACCACCACUAUGAAACCCAAGGAAUGAAGACGGACCAAUCCCACACCUCUGCCUAUUCAUUCUACCCGGAAUCAGACGAGAUCCAACGGGGAAAUUGAACUGAUUUGAAUAAUGUAUUAUGUUGUCUGCUUUGUUCGGAUAUACCCAUGCUAAUGCCAACACUAUUUAUUGUCAUUUGAAAACUGAAUUGCUCAUGGUGACAACAUAUUUGACUUUGGGCUUGCGCUAUGUAACAACAAAGUAUAAUCGGCUCCUUACCAACAAGCUGGAUUUUACUUUUGUUGUACUCUAAAAGCAUUUAAGCAAAAUGUCGAUAAAUAUAAAUGACAUACUUAUUGCUCUUCUAGAAGCUUUAUUUGAAUUGUUCAGUGUGUUGUCACUGAUAUGAUCAAAGUGCCACCUGGCUGAUUACAGACUUUAAUUUCAAGCUGGUGUCCUGUGUGAUUUGAGAUAAAGCAUCACAAUCCCAUCUGUGAUCAGGGAAAUCUAUUCCUUAUACAACCUUUAUUUAACAUGUUACUUCAAUCAUUGUGAACCGUGUCUGUGGCCUGGAUGAGUAGAUCUAAACACAUUCUUAGACAGACCCAUUCUCAAUGUCAGCCCUUUACACUUGGCAGACUUUCCAUUUAACUUAAAUCUUUCAGUAGGAGGGCUCUAAAUGUUGUAUUAGAAAAUGUUACCCAUGCUAAAAUGUGUGGCUUUGCACCAGUAAACGUGCUUCUCAGA